Brachypodium distachyon (stiff brome) is the source of this 3665-nucleotide messenger RNA. Its product is annotated as receptor-like serine/threonine-protein kinase NCRK. The record is from RefSeq and is a predicted model, not a curated record. The coding region runs from base 1442 to 3322 and encodes 626 amino acids. Gene Ontology annotation, molecular function: protein kinase activity; ATP binding. NCBI's taxonomy places the organism in Eukaryota, Viridiplantae, Streptophyta, Magnoliopsida, Poales, Poaceae. The transcript is spliced from 8 exons. Gene Ontology annotation, biological process: protein phosphorylation.
UUAAUUUCUUCCUUUCUUUCCAUUUCGAUGUUGUGGAUAGAUCUUCGCCUGCCUGCUCAAGGAAAACUAAUCGAUUGGUUUUUGUUUUAUUUAUUUGCCAUGUCGGUGACUGUCAGGAAAAAAAAAUCAACUGUUUUAUGGGAUCUGAAGGACAGCUGGACAGGUCCCAAAGGUUGCUUGAAAAAGAUGUUUUCUGAAAGCUUUCCCAAAAGGGGAACAGAAACCUGGGCAUAUAUAUAGUAGUCUAGUUUCUCAAUUGUUGGUCACUACCUACCCAAGAAAAUGUUAAGCAACUUCAUCCAUGACAAAUCCUACGAUUAUAUAAUUGUAUAGAAUCUAGCUAGACCCAUUGCUGUUGAUGUGUAUCUUGCAACCAACCAAUUUAGCCAUGUAUUUAUUUUUCGUAUCAUUAUCUAAACUAAUGAUUCUUUGAUGGACCACACCACCAAAAGAAUUAAAGAAAUGCAAGCAAAGCUUCUGCCCUCUAUCAAGAUGGUAGUUGCAGUAGGCGCAUCCGUAAGCAUGCAGCUAGAGUUGAGAAGUAACCGUCAUAGUAAGCAAUACAAUGAAAUGAAAAGCUGAUCUCUGCAACAAGUCCCUGUGUUGUCCUUUGCCGACAGAAUGCAAUGACUAACAUUGUGUUCAUCUUUCCAAAACAUGUCCUCUGUGACCAAUUUUCUGCAAGAACUUGGUAGAAUUAAGAGUUCUUAUUUAGCCUUCCUCAGCGAAUACUUGAAAUGUUGUAUUUCAUAAUAGAUGAUAAGUUGCAACUUGGCCACACAUGUGCAUUAAUUCAUAACUUUGUGGUGUUAUGGAGCACAGGAUGGGUUAUAUAAGCAUUACCAAGUCCUAAUCAACGGUCACUGUCAAACUAAGUACCCAUAACAUCUCUGGUAUCAGGUCAUUUGUCCUUUAAAGUUCUAAUCCACAGUCUCCAUCCAAACAGCACACUUUCAUGCAUAAGCACAUGCACUCUAGAGUCUUUGUAGUUGGAAACAGGUGGCUGCUAUUCAAGUUGUUUUAGGCCUUUUCCUAGUGUGUAGUGCUUUAGGUUGAGAUGUCUCCUGUCUUGUGAGGUGCUGGUGCUGCAUUACCAUUGAGUUUAUUAUUACAAUGAUGGAUGUGCAGUGCAUUUACAAGACUUGUGUUGAAGACAAUAGCUUAUUGUGUCCCUUCAUUGGAACUUCUUGCCUGCAUAUAAGCUGACCCCUUUGUUAAUCAGAACUUAGAAUUCUAUCUCUCCAUGCUUUCCUUUCACAAGUUAGGCCUCUUCUUGUACUGUUGGCUGACUUCUUGAGGUGAAGUCUCAGAGAGAUCAUGUUAGUAUCAUAGGUUCGGCAAGCUUCAGAUAUCUAAUUAGCAAUAAGAUACUCAUUUAGAUUGCACUGGAUGGGGCCUCUCUGAUGUCUUCCUAGUCUGCUUGCAUACUAGUUAUAGCUGAAUGACUCUCCACAUGAAGCUUGCCCUGGUCUCCCUUAGCUGUGUACUCCUGAUUCAAGUCACAUCCUGUGAUGAUACUGCAGGGGCGUCUGAAGCGGCAAGCUGGACAUGUGUAUGCGCUGCCCAUCCACUAGGUGAACCUAACUCCAAUAGCAGCCAGUCAUCCAGUUGUUCUUCCUCGUGUCAUUGCCUACAAGAUGAAAACGGCGCCACAGGGUCAUGGAACUGCUCGUGCACCUCUGACAAAGCCCGUCAGGAAGAAGAGCACACUGCAUUACACGAUGGGGGUUGCUUCACUUCCUGUAACUGCACAUCUGGAGGUUCUGAAGAAGGAAGGAAGCCUUUCUCCAGCAAAACAGUCAUUGCUACACUUCUAGUGUGUGUGGUUCUCACCACCAUUGCUUUUGUUGGCACCACCGCGUACUACCUACGCCGCAAGGAUGCGCUCUCUCCGCAUUCACGGAUGCACUCUUUCGAUAAGUACUCCAGCUGGAGCAGCAGAUCAAACCUCGUCAGCCACCGAUCUUCUCCUCUUCCCCAACUGAAACCGAGACCGGGCUUCAGUGUCAUUAAAGGGUUUCUGUGUAGUUGCCCGAUCCUUUGCCGGAACGAAAGUGGUCCAUUCCCCGGCAUCGUUCUCCGGUUCUCAUACGCCGAGUUGGAGCAAGCGACUGGGAAUUUCUCUGACGAACAUCUUAUUGGCGUCGGUGGGACCAGCAAGGUGUACAGAGGCCAGCUCGGUGAUGGCAAAGUCGUCGCCGUGAAGAAGCUCCGGCCCCUCCGAGGAGCGGACGAAGACUAUGAGUUCCUGUCUGAGAUCGAGCUGCUGUCACGGCUGAACCACUGCCAUGUGGUGCCAUUGCUGGGGUACUGCUCGGAGAGCCACCAUGGGCGGCUGCUGGUGUUCGAGCUCAUGCCAAAUGGCAACCUGAGGGAGUGUCUGGACCUGAAGCAAGGGAGGAAGCCCAUGGCGUGGCAGGUCCGUGUCGCCGUCGCGCUGGGCGUGGCGAGGGGCCUGGAGUACCUGCAUGAGGCAGCGGCGCCACGGGUCCUCCACCGUGACAUCAAGUCUACCAACAUCCUCCUCGACGACAAGUUCAGAGCCAAGAUCACUGACCUUGGCAUGGCCAAGUGCCUGAUGAGCGACGGCGUGACGAGCUGCCCGAGCUCCCCACCGCCGUCGGCACGGACAACGGCGAUGCUGGUGGGCACGUUCGGGUACCUUGCGCCGGAGUACGCGAUCGUGGGCAAGGCGUCGCUGAAAUCCGACGUGUUCAGCUUCGGCGUGGUGGUGCUGGAGCUCAUCACGGGGCGGCAGCCGGUGGUGCACCGGUCGUCGUCGGCCAAUGGCGGUGGCAGUGAUGAGAGUCUGGUGCUGUGGGCGACGCCACGGCUGGGGGACAGCAGGAAGGUGGUGACGGAGCUGCCAGACCCGGCAUUGGAGGGACAGUUCGCGGCUGAGGAGAUGCAGGUUAUGGCACACCUUGUCAGGGAGUGCCUGCAGUGGGACCCUGAGGCCCGGCCGUCCAUGACCGAGGUCGUCCAGAUCCUCUCCACCAUCGCUCCGGUCACCGGCAACCGCCGCCCUCACCUGCCGGACAACGGCAACUUUGUGGACAACGGCGGCGAGAGGAGGCCGCAGGAGUGCUCGGUGUCGUUUUAUGAUCACCGGUGGCAGGAUGCCGGCGACGAUCGGUAUGGAUGCCGUCGUGAUGACCAUGAUCACCAGGCGUACAGAGGCAAUAAUGUGGUCUCGGCCCCGGUAAAGACGACGACGACGACGACGAGCCGGAGCUGGGAGGAGGAGGUGGACCUGACGGAACCUCGGCUGGAGAAGUUCACGCAGCCCACGACGGCGACGAGCCACCAGCUCUUCAGGUGACGAUAUAUAGAGAAGCAGCAGCACAAGAAGAAGAGAUAGAAGAAGUUUAGUUGAUCAGCUGGCAUCAUUAAUUCUGUACAGGCAAAACGCACGUAAUUAGUUUGGGCAGAAUCAAUUAAAACGUUAAUUUGCUUUCUCGAUCUUGUGGCUUUACUUUGGCAGCAGCAGAUCGACCCUAAGAAGCAGACAAAGCUUUGGGCACAAAGCUUGAAGAGUACCACCUGACUAAAUUCAAGCCUGCCCUCCGAAUUGAUCACCUGUCCAACCAAAGUACCAAAAUCUUGGAGAUAUCACAACUUUUUCAGAGAAAUUAUACAUAUGCCUAUAUAUAGAGCAGUUAGCA